Cylindrotheca closterium is the source of this 459-nucleotide messenger RNA. The record is from the annotation of a GenBank genome assembly. Lineage: Eukaryota; Bacillariophyta; Bacillariophyceae; Bacillariales; Bacillariaceae.
AUGGCCGACUCCAGUUCUGAUGAUUCAGAUGAAUGGGGAACAGAAGAAAUUGUGAUUCCUUCGAAAUCGGGUGCUGCUCAAAAUCAAAGUGAAGAAGGUGAGAAUGACGAUGGGGAUUGGGAUUGGGAUGUAGUAAUUGAAAAGAAAGGACCCAAGCUGUCCACCGUACAAACAGCACCGAAGAAGCCAGGGGAACCAAUGAUAAUAGUAGAUAUUACACAACUGGAUGAAAAUGUUCACAGCAAAUUUGAUCGUAAUUCUGUCAACAACACAGAUGCCGCCUCAGCCUGGCGCAAGAAGAUUGAGAAUCAGUACCAGACGUACUCGAAGGAUGCAAAACUCCUAGGGAAUGGUACUGUAAUUCCUUGUGGAUCAUCUGUGUGGAGAGAUGCACUUGUUCGACUUCGUGAUGAAAGAAAGGGUCAUUACUUUUGUCCCGUAUUUUCACCCAAAAAGUAG